Penicillium daleae is the source of this 927-nucleotide messenger RNA. RefSeq lists its product as uncharacterized. Gene Ontology annotation, cellular component: nucleolus. NCBI's taxonomy places the organism in Eukaryota, Fungi, Ascomycota, Eurotiomycetes, Eurotiales, Aspergillaceae. The record is from RefSeq and is a predicted model, not a curated record. Bases 1 to 927 code for a protein of 308 amino acids. The transcript has 2 exons. Gene Ontology annotation, biological process: maturation of SSU-rRNA from tricistronic rRNA transcript (SSU-rRNA, 5.8S rRNA, LSU-rRNA).
AUGACCGGAAAACGGAAGAGAGAGACUGCCAUUGUCUCUCGGUCUACCAAAACCAAAGAGACAAGCCCUCCACCUGCGAGCGACGCCCAGGACAUUUUCCGCAAAUAUUUCGAGGCGCAAUUCGAACCAAUCGAAGACGACGUACCUUCCAAGCGCGAUGCUGAGGAAUCAGACUCUGGUGACGAGGACAACUUUGAAGAUGACGACGAUAUUUCGGAGCCAGACUCUGAUUGGGAUGGGCUCUCUGGGGAGAGCGACGAAGAACACGUGGUGGAGGUUGUUGAACACAAGGAUGCCAGUCUCGGAGCAAAGGACUUGAUGGACAAGAAAGCGCGCAAGGCAUUCAUGAGUGCGAAACCCCCAUCUUCCGCGGAUGAGAAGAAGAAGACUACCAAGGCAACGAAGAAGGAUGACUCGGAUGACGACGCCAAUGAUGCCCAAAAUCUGAAACACGACCUUGAUUUGCAACGACUACUUCGAGAAUCGCAUCUCCUCGACUCAGCCUCAGAACUCGCGCCGACCGGCAAGAACCGACUGAAGGCUUUGGAUCUACGCAUGCAAGACCUCGGAGCCAAGGAAUCGCUCUACAAACAGAAGAACAUGCCCGAUGCCUUCCGACAAGGUAUCAAAGCGAAAGCUAUUUCAAGGGAUGAGAAGCGACGACGGGAGGCGAAGGAGAAUGGCAUCAUUCUUGAGAAACCCUCCAAGAUCGCCAAGACAGACAACAAGCGAAGAGAGCGUGGCAUUGGAGGAUCUUCUAUCGGCAAAUUCUCCGGAGGUACAUUAAAUCUGAGCAAGGAAGAUUUACAUUCUAUGCAAAGUUCUCGGGGGCGCAGUAGCCGCGGUGGUCGCGGUGGGCGUGGUGGACGUGGUGGGCGUGGUGGGCGUGGUGGAAGAGGCGGGAAGGCCACAAGAGGUCGCUUCUGA